Schistosoma mattheei is the source of this 2331-nucleotide messenger RNA. The record is from the annotation of a GenBank genome assembly. Lineage: Eukaryota; Metazoa; Platyhelminthes; Trematoda; Strigeidida; Schistosomatidae.
AGUACAUAUCCAGGAAUGUCAUCUGGAGGAUAUUCUGACCUACCGUCAGGAGGUUUCGCAAAUUUAAACACAACUGCAUAUCCAGCACCUAUAAUGGGUGGGUUCGAUGGACAGUCAGGAGCAAAUUUCAAUAAUAUACCUUUCGGUGCUCCUAGUGGUUAUCCCGAUCAGCGUUUGAACAACCCAAUGCUCCAUUUUCAAGCCAACAAGGUUAUACAAAUCCUUCUUAUGGCAAUAAUCCAUCUGCUACAUCAUAUCUACCAGGUACAACCUCAUUCAAUAUCGAUUAUGCACGUCAAAUGCAAAGUCCUUAUAUUUCUGGAAAUCCCAAUUCACAAAAUCUCCAAACAAAUUAUUGUCCAACUAUACCACCAUCAGGUGGAAGUUCAUUUGGUAGCAACCCAGUGAACACGAAUCAAGGAUCUGUAUACCCGAUGUUUAACGAUUUCCCUACUCCGAUUUCAUCUCAGUCGAAUGAGUUUUCUGUCUCUUCCAGAGUUUAUGGGUUCGCUGAAUCAGCUCCACACGAAGAUAUAAUGGAGCCAACUUUAAAAGCAGCACCUAAUUUUUGUGUUGAACGAGACUGUGAACGUUUAAAAAAGGCUAUGGCCGGAUUAGGAGCAAAUGAAAAAGAGGUCAUCGAAGUAAUGGGUCAUCGAUCUGUUGAUCAACGUGUAGCAAUCGUACAGAAAUAUAAAUCAAUGUAUGGAAAAGAUUUAUUUGCCAAAUUUAAAUCUGAAUUACAUGGUCACUUAGAAGACUGUGUGAUCGCGUUGUGUUACUCACCAGCGGAAUUUGAUGCUAUUGAACUUCGUAGAGCAAUGAGAGGAGCUGGUACUGAUGAAGAUGCACUGAUUGAAAUUCUUUGUUCAAGGACAAAUGAGCAAAUCAGAAGAAUUAAGGAUAUUUAUCCAAAAUUACUAAAUGGACGUAACUUAGAGAAGGAUGUUGACAAUGAAACUACACAUCAUUUUAAACGUAUAUGUAUUGCUUUGCUGCAAGCAAAUAGAGAUGAAUCUACAUUUGUAGAUACGAAUCUUGUACGGAGAGAUGCGGAAGAUCUAUAUAGAGCAGGGGAGCAAAAAAUAGGAACAGACGAAUCAAAAUUCAUUCACAUCUUGGUUACGCGAUCCUAUGCUCACUUACGAGCUGUAUUCAAUGAAUAUACAUCACUUGGCAAGCGUAAUAUGGAAGAUGCUUUAAAAUCAGAAAUGCAUGGGCACACACUCAGUGCCUUACUGUCUAUUGUUCGUUGUAUACAAAAUAAGCCACGAUAUUUUGCAGCGAAAUUAUUAAAAGCUAUGAAAGGUGCUGGAACAGAUGACAGGACCCUUAUUCGUAUUAUUGUAUCUCGUUGUGAAGUUGAUAUGGGACAAAUUAAAAAAGAGUUUCAUGGUUUAAAAGGGAAAACAUUAGAGGCAUGCAUACACGAUGAAACGUCAAGAGAUUAUCGUCGUCUAUUACUGGCGCUUAUAGGAGCAUGAUCUCGAAUACGAUUUUAUUUACAUUGAAUAAAGCUGUCAAUAAUGAAUCAGUUCAUAAAAACAUGUUAACGAGUAUUUCUGAAGAUAUAUUUCAUAGCUACAGCUUUUUACUUUAAUUAACACAAGUAUUCCGCUAUGAGAGAAUAUUUUAAAGUUAUUUAAUCGUUUUAUCUACUAUCCCACUUUUUUACGUUCACAAAAUGCCAUAAUCAGAUAUUUUUAUUUUAUUGCUAAUUUUUAUACAAACAAAGUGAUUUGCUUUGAGAUGGAUGGAUUUUUUUUAACGUUCUAGUUAAAGGGUGAAUGAAGUAAAGGGUUUUGAUAAAAUAUUACAGAUAGUAACUAAUGCGAUUGCAUGAAUAUAAUGACCUGAGGUUGGUUAGUUAGACUGUCGCUCAGAAAUGAUCGCUGAAAAACUUUCGUUUGUAUUUUCCUAUUCACUUUUUGAGUUAAAUUUGUUCAUUGAUGAGAAAAGACAAACAACAGUCCAACCCGUACUGAUUAUACGGUGGAUACCAGCUUGGGAUGAAUAGUACUCAUGAACUGCUUGGACUUGGUAAACACGAAAUACGCGCUGCAUGAUCAUUAUCGUAAAUCCCCCCUUCUCAUUACAAUAUCAAAACAUACAGUCAGAGGUCAACCGAAGAAAACGGGUAUACAAUGCCAUGUUAAAAUAAUAAGACCUACGAAGGUAACCUUGUUAAAAAAGCGCUGACCAUAAAAAAACCACUCCAGAUACCCUUAGGGAGUUGAAGAAUCUUCAUUUAAAAGAGUUAUGACGCCCAAACGUGGAAGUCGAGAAUCAUUACUGAACAAACAAUCGAAUGGAACUCAUGACUAUACAUCG